This is a messenger RNA of Rhinolophus ferrumequinum (greater horseshoe bat), 1752 nucleotides long. RefSeq names its product ectonucleotide pyrophosphatase/phosphodiesterase 7 (gene ENPP7). The coding region runs from base 180 to 1598 and encodes 472 amino acids. The transcript has 5 exons. The record is from RefSeq and is a predicted model, not a curated record. Lineage: Eukaryota; Metazoa; Chordata; Mammalia; Chiroptera; Rhinolophidae.
AGGGCCUGGCCAGGGUGGCACAGACACGGGCAAGCAGGGGCCUCUUUCUGAGACGCACAUAUGUGCUCAGUCUCUUUUUGAAAGAUUCACAGGAUAAGAGCAGUGUGGGUGACCCUGGGACUUUGCUCUGCUCCUCAGCAGGAAACUACCUGGGCAUUUGUGAGUCUGGAGAACCCAUCAUGAGACGCUCAGCUGUUCUCCUCGCCGUGGCUUGCGCCACCCUCCUGGCUCCAGGGAUCGGGGCGCCUGUCCAACGGCAGGGCUCCCGGAACAAGCUGCUCCUCGUGUCCUUCGACGGCUUCCGCUGGGACUACGAGCAGGACGUGGACACCCCCAACCUGGACACCAUGGCGCUCGACGGGGUGAAAGCUCGCUACAUGACCCCGGCCUUCGUCACCAUGACCAGCCCCUGCCACUUCACCCUGGUCACUGGCAAAUACAUCGAGAACCACGGCGUGGUCCACAACAUGUACUACAACACCACCAGCAAGGUGAAGCUGCCCUACCAUGCCACGCUGGGCAUCCAGAGGUGGUGGGACAACGGCAGCGUGCCCAUCUGGAUCACGGCGCAGAGGCAGGGCUUGAAGACCGGCUCCUUCUUCUACCCUGGCGGUAACGUCACCUACCAAGGCAUGGCCGUGACCCUGAGCCGGAAGGAAGGUAUCCUGCACAACUACAAAGAUGAGAAGGAGUGGAGAGCGAACAUCGACACGGUGAUGACGUGGUUCACGAAGGAGGACCUGGACCUGGUCACACUCUAUUUUGGGGAACCAGACUCCACAGGCCACAAGUUCGGCCCCGACUCCCAAGAGAGAAAGGAGAUGGUGGCGCAGGUGGACAGGACGGUGGGCUACAUCCGGGACAGCAUCAGGCGCAGUGGCCUCGAGAGCCGGCUCAACCUGAUCAUCGCGUCCGACCACGGCAUGAGCACCGUCAACAAGAGCGCCAGCGACCUGGUGGAAUUCCACAAGUUCCCCAACUUCACCUUCAAGGACAUUGAGUUCGAGCUCCUGGACUACGGACCAAAUGGGAUGCUGCUCCCCAAGGAAGGGAAGGCAGACAAGGUGUACGAGGCCCUCAAGGAUGCCCACCCCAGACUGCACGUCUACAAGAAGGAGUCCUUCCCCAAGUCCUUUCACUACGCCAAUAACCCCAGGAUCACCCCCCUGCUCAUGUACAGUGACCCUGGCUACGUCAUCCACGGGAGACUGAACGUGCAGUUCAACAACGGGGAGCACGGCUUCGACAACAAGGCUAUGGACAUGCAGACCAUCUUCCGGGCUGUGGGCCCCAGCUUUAAGAGGGGUUUGGAGGUGGAACCCUUCGAGAGCGUCCACGUGUACGAGCUCAUGUGCAAGCUGCUGGGCAUCGUGCCUGAGGCCAACGACGGGGACCUCAGCAUCCUGCUGCCCACGCUCACACCCGAGACCAACGGGCCCCUCAGCACCCCGCUGCCCACGCGCACAUCGGAGACCAACGGGCCCCUCAGCACCCCGCUGCCCACAUCCCACUCAGAGUCUGUCCUCCUGCCAGGUGGCCGGCCCUCCUUGGUGACGGGACUGCUGGCAGCUGUAAUUCUUCUGGCCAAGGUCGCAUAAUGCCCCAUCGCUCCAGGUCAGUGGGCCAGGAGGUGUUGGGGAGGAUGGGACCACGCUCCCUGAGGCUCCAGCCUGACGACCCCCCCAUAGACCCGGGCCCACUCUGCUGCAGAGGAGUCAUUCCUCAGGAUCCCAGGCAGGCCCCUUCAGCCUC